AAAAGAUGAUGAAAUGCUGGUAAACCAUGCGACACGCUACGCUGAUGGACAUCCAUUGGCUUUUAAAGUGUUGGGUUCUUUCCUUCACUCCAAAAGCAUAGAUGAAUGGGAAAGUGCAUUAAAUAAAUUGAAAAUCAUUCCCAACAAGGACAUCCUAGAUGUGCUUAGAAUCAGUUAUGAGGGAUUAGAUAAAGGGGAGCAAAAUCUAUUUCGUGACAUUGCAUGUCUAAUUAAUCAGUCUUUUACUAGAGAAGAUGCAGAAAAGAUGUUAGAUGCAGGUGACUCCUUUGUGAAAAUUGGACUAACUGUUCUUAUUGAAAAAUCUUUAAUUGAAAGUUGUGAAAACAACGAGCUCUGGAUGCAUGAUUUACUGCGGUAAGUGGGUCAGACAAUUGUUCGUGACGAACACAGAGAACCUGGUAAACGUAGUCGAGUGUGGGAUGUUAAUGAUGUUUGCCAUGUCUUGGAAAGAAAUACGGGUACCGCAGGUGUUGAAGGCAUCUCAUUCAACAUGUCUAAAAUUAGUAGAGAUAUAAAAGUGUGCCGUGCAGCCUUCUCAGAGAUAUAUAAUCUACGAAUUCUCAAAAUUUAUUGUGAAAAGAAGUUCAAACUGUACCUUCCCCAAGGUCUUGGUUCUCGUCUUUCUGACAAUAUUCAUAACAAGAAGUUCAAACUUUACCUUCCUCAAGGUCUUGGCUCUUAUCUUUCUGAUAAGCUAUCAUAUCUUCAGUGGGAUUUAUACCCUUUAAAAUCUUUGCCAUCAAAGUUUUCUCCUGAAAAUCUAGUUGAACUGAUACUGCAUGGCAGCCAUGUACAAAAACUUUGGAAUCAUCAUGAAGUUAAGUCUCUUCCAAUGUUAAGGAGGAUCGAUCUUAGUUAUUCCCAGUUGCUUACUGAACUACCAGAUCUGUCACAUUCUCCAAAUCUGGAAAGUUUAAAUCUUGAAGGCUGUAAAAGCUUGGUUCAUGUGCUUUCAUCUCUUCCAAAUCUUGAGAAGCUUACUUAUCUAAAUUUGAAUGGUUGCUCCAAACUCAGAGAUCUUGAUGAUAUAUCAAAAAGUACACAGGGAUACUUGGAUGUUGCAAGGUUAGGAGGCAUAAAGAAUCUUUGGAAGAAUUUCACAUAUCUCAAAAGUUGCAUCCAAAGUUUUACAGGCAAUUUAUGUCUCUACUCAUCUCAGGAUCACAUUUCCCAAAAGUUUGCACCCAAUUUAAGAUGUUUACUUUUAUGUCACACAGCUAUAGAGACAGUGCCACCAUCAAUUGGGGAUCUCUCGGGUCUUGUGCAACUAAAAUUGUCUUUUUGCAGAAAAUUUAAAAGUCUUCCAUCAAGCAUUUAUCAUUUGAAAUCUCUUGAAUCAUUAAAUCUAUGUGGUUGUGAGAAACUGAAAACGUUUCCAGAAAUCUUAGAGCCCAUGAAACGCUUAAGAUUUCUUCAGUUAUCUUACUCAGGGAUUAAAGAGUUACCAGAGUCCAUUGUAAAUCUAGUAUCCCUCAUAAAUUUAGAUACAAGUGGUUGCAAGGAUCUUGAGUUUCUCCCCAACGGUCUAUGUAAUUUAAGGAACCUUAAGGCGAUAAGGCUUGGCUUCUGUUCAAAACUUCAAAAAUUGCCUUCCCUUCCACCAUCUUUGCAUGUUUUGUAUGUGAAUAAUUGUGAGAGACUGAAAUAUUUACCGGAGCUUCAAUCGCUAUGUAAGUUCUUGUCUGCAAGUGGCUGCACGUCACUGGAGAACAUUUCAAACUGGAGUGCCGCCCCACUAUUGGACCAUCUGUCCGAUAUCUUUGUUUAUACUGAUUAUAUUGAUUUUUACGGAUGUGAAAAAUUGGAUAGGAAUACACAUAACACCAUGAUAGCUGAUCGUGUAGUAAUUCAAAUUCUGGCUAGUAUAAAAUUUGGAAGUGACACGCCUUAUCAUAACUUUUGCUAUCCGGGAGAUGAAAUUCCAAAGUGGUUCAACCAUCAGACUUGUGGGACUUCAAUCAAUAAUAUUAUGCUUCCUCCAUAUUGGAAUAAUGACGACUUCUUGGCUUUGGCAAUCUGCAUUGUUUUUCAUUGGAAUAAAAUUGACAAAAAUAGAAUGUUAAUUACUAGUUGUACACUGAAGUUCAAAACCAUCGACGAUGGUAGUCUUUACAAAUAUCAUAAUUGUACUUUGUCCUCCAUGUUUAACCAGUUUAGUUCAGAUCACGUGCUCAUAUGGUAUGUAAAAAGACAGUCUUCGGAAUCUGGCCAAGAAAUGGAUGGACUAGAUUGGCCCACUACUUGUAGUAUUGAGGCUUCUUUCCAUGUCUGUCUUGCUUAUUAUGAGCAGAUUGGACGUUUCAUUUCGAAGCUCAGCAACUUAGGAAGUGAGUAUGGUGAGAUUAAGAAGUUUGGGGUUCGGUUUGUAUACAAACAAGACAUGGAGAGAUGUGAUGCAGAAACUGAAAGAAAGAAUAAGAGAAGCUUCAAUGAAUGUUGUGAAUCAAGUGCAAGUGAAGCUGUUGGCUCUCUUAAGGAAGAAGACGAUGAUGAAUCACAUUCUAAGAAACCCAAGCGUAUUUGACUGUUUUGUAGAUACAGAGCAACUGGAUAUUGAGGAACCGAGAAAAACAGAACAAUUAUGUGCUACAACUUCAAGACAUGCUUUGCUGCUACUUAUGAAAUCAUUGUUGGCUCUGAUGGAUAAGGAAUAAGCAAAUCAAAUCAUAUUCCGCCCAUGCUAAUGUAAGUC
Molecule: messenger RNA, 2713 nt
Organism: Ziziphus jujuba (common jujube)
Lineage: Eukaryota; Viridiplantae; Streptophyta; Magnoliopsida; Rosales; Rhamnaceae
Product: disease resistance protein RUN1-like
Exons: 4
Coding region: 512-2545 (677 amino acids)
Source: RefSeq, a predicted model, not a curated record